AUGCCAGCGUCGACCCUAGAAUCACUGGUGGUUCUCGAGAGCUCCUGGACGAGCUUCACGAUCAACAGUCUAGACCCGCGCCAUGCCCGUAUUUUACCCAUUCUGUUUCAGGAUAAAAUUUCCCUGCCGUUAAGAAAUAAAGACGGAGCUCAUCUUCUCGAUGAAACACGCUCUCUUUUAAUAACAUCACUCAAGAGAUUUGUGACCAUCUCAGGCGACUACGGGGUGGCGCCAGAAAACAUUACUAUAGUAGCGUCGCCGGGGGUGACGCAGAUUGACAAUUUUGAGAGCCUCAGAAGCGAGGUCAAGUCCCAAUUAAAACUCAAUAUUCAUGCUCUUGAUCGCAGAACCGAAAACAAAGUUUAUGUCCAUGGUUUGGCUGCGGCGUUUCACCACGCCAGCGGACUGUUUGUGGACAUGAAGUUUUCUUCAACAACCUUCAAUUGGAUCGACGCCAAAGACGAGAUUCGCUCCGGAGACCGCGAAGUUUCGAUCCCGUUUGGAUUUGGGAACCUGGCUCCUGUGAUGGAGGCAGAUCAAGACGUCCAGGAAGCCAAGACACAAGAAAUCGCCGAGGCUGUUCGACAAGCCAUGGACUCUCUCGAUAUUCCUCCCAGUCUCACCAACGUUGCCGAGCGCCGGGGAGGCCAUAAACUGUAUAUUUGUGGUGUUGGCGUACGCUCGCUCACGUACUGGCUGCUUUGCCAGCACCCUCGCUAUCCUGUCUCGUUGGCCAGUGGCUUUGCGCAAACCCCGGAGCGGUUAUGCAACGACUGGGCCAGCGUGGACUGGGAAUCGUUCAAGCGCAAUAGCAACAUGAGCGAAACGACAAGACUAAGGACAAAAUCAUCGAUCUUCCUCGCCUAUUCAAUCUACGAAGCGCUACCGUCUAUUCGCAAGAUUCUCUACACGGAAAAUAAUAUGCGAGACGGAAUCCUGUUUAAUAUGCUGCCAUCAAAUAUCACUGCUCAGGAUCCAAUAAUUGUUGCAACAGCACCCUAUGCCCUGCCAGGGGCCCUCAAACUCACAUCCGUUUUGCGCAAUGCCCUGCCAUCGAACACCCCGGAGGUUAUUUCACAACGACUGGCUUUAGCUCUGUCUAAUGCAUCCUAUAUUCAUUCUUCGUAUCCUCGGGAGGUGCAAAGCAAUGCCAGUAUGCUUGUGGCAACGUCUGGCGUGCUUGCGGCUGCAAACGGUAUUUCCCACACUAUGCGUGCCCUCCUAGGACUGGCCCUGUCCAACAGAUGGGGUGGUGAAACCACGAGCCGCCUGAGGCCGGUGCGAAAAGCCUUUCUGGCUGUGCCACCAGAGAGAGAGCUCGCGUGGUGGGCUCUGUACCUGGGCCAUGUCAUGCAUCUUGUGGGAGGCGCGUAUCCCGGUGCACAUGUCCGUCCCGGCGUCAUCGACUUGUCGGUAAAAAACGAAACAGAGCGCGGGUUCACCCUCAGUGUGGUCUGUCAUAAGGACAAUGUGUUUGGACACAACCCCAUCGUGCAGUCUCGCAUAGACAAGCUGCCAGUGAAAAUCGAAGCCCUCGCGGCCGAAUUUGCGUUCACAGUACCCGAAGUUGUCAUAGAAGUUGUAUCUGUUUAG
Messenger RNA from Wickerhamiella sorbophila, 1593 nucleotides. Its product is annotated as Retrograde regulation protein 2. The record is from RefSeq and is a predicted model, not a curated record. Bases 1 to 1593 code for a protein of 530 amino acids. The transcript has a single exon. NCBI's taxonomy places the organism in Eukaryota, Fungi, Ascomycota, Dipodascomycetes, Dipodascales, Trichomonascaceae. Gene Ontology annotation, biological process: regulation of transcription by RNA polymerase II.